This is a messenger RNA of Panicum virgatum (switchgrass), 1227 nucleotides long. RefSeq names its product expansin-A4-like. The record is from RefSeq and is a predicted model, not a curated record. Gene Ontology annotation, cellular component: extracellular region. Bases 106 to 852 code for a protein of 248 amino acids. Lineage: Eukaryota; Viridiplantae; Streptophyta; Magnoliopsida; Poales; Poaceae. The transcript has 3 exons. Gene Ontology annotation, biological process: plant-type cell wall organization.
GUGCGCCGAGCUUCCUCACUGCCAGGCGCCACCCAGCCAAGCAAGGUAGAUAGCGGCUAGCUUUGGACGGUACCCUCCCUAGCUGGUGGUGGCAGUUAGCGAUCGAUGGCCGUCGCCGGCGCCCUCCUCGUCGUCCUCAGCAUCCUCGCCCGGGAGGCCGCGGCCGGCGGCUACGGCGGGUGGCAGAGCGCGCACGCCACGUUCUACGGCGGCGGCGACGCGUCCGGCACAAUGGGCGGCGCGUGCGGGUACGGCAACCUGUACAGCAGCGGGUAUGGCACGAACACGGCGGCGCUGAGCACGGCGCUGUUCAACGACGGCGCGGCGUGCGGGUCGUGCUACGAGCUGCGGUGCCAGAACGCGGGCGGGUCGUGCCUGCCGGGCUCCAUCACCGUGACGGCCACCAACUUUUGCCCGCCCAACUACGGCCUCCCCAGCGACGACGGCGGCUGGUGCAACCCGCCGCGCCCGCACUUCGACAUGGCCGAGCCGGCCUUCCUCCACAUCGCGCAGUACCGCGCCGGCAUCGUGCCCGUCGCCUUCAGGAGGGUGUCGUGCGUGAAGAAGGGCGGGAUCCGGUUCACCAUCAACGGCCACUCCUACUUCAACCUGGUGCUGGUGACCAACGUGGCGGGCGCCGGCGACGUGCGGUCCGUCUCCAUCCGGGGCACCCGCACGGGGUGGCAGCCCAUGUCCCGGAACUGGGGCCAGAACUGGCAGAGCAACGCCUUCCUCGACGGCCAGGCGCUCUCCUUCCAGGUCACCGCCAGCGACGGCCGCGCCGUCACCAGCAACAACGCCGCGCCGCGCGGCUGGCAGUUCGGCCAGACCUUCGAGGGCGCCCAGUUCUGAUGCCCUUCCGUCUUCUCCCCUCCGACUCGAUCCAUCGUCUCCACAGAAAGCAAGCACCGGGGGCGACGACGGGGAGGGGUUAUAUUAAUUAAUCAAGCUGUUAUUGAUCAUUGGGUGAUCCUCGAUUUGUUUGGGGUUUUCUUUUUUUGCCGUUUCGCACGUGAUGAUGGGAUGGGGAAGACGAGGCCCUCUUCGACUAUAUUGAACAAGAGAAGAGGGCCUCGCGCUAUGCUGAGGCUGCUAAUCUAGCACCCGCCUAGACGACGUUUCCUUCUCUGGACUUCUGCUGGAUCGGAGUGAAUGAAUGAAUGAGACAUUACUCUCCCUAGUACUGAUGGUACUUUUGGAAUGAAUAAUUGUAAUUUAGUUUGGAAC